CUUGGCAUGCCUGGUAGGGUUUAUUAGACCCACCACUUUGAAAAACCUAUGAUAUUUUUUUAAAUUGAAGGCUAUUGUUGACGUGUGUUAUAGUAGCUUCGCGCAAUAAACCGGCGGCCAUUUUGACGAGCGAACUUCAGUCUCACGUGAGCGUGCGUGCGAGUAGCACGUGUGUAAAGUGCGCGCGGGCCCGUGGGACCCUACCAGGCAUACAACGUAACAUUCUGUCGAAAUGGCCAGAGGACUAACAGAUUUAGAAAUAAAUCAAAUUUUGGAAUUGGAAGACGUAGAAAAUGACGUAAUUUUUGACGAAAGUGGAGACGAGUCCGAUCAUGUUAGUAUAAGGGUUGAAUCGGACACGGAAGAGGUAGAAAUACCUACUCUUGAGCCUCAACAAGGAAGUAGUGACAGCGAAAAUGAUCAGCCUUUGUCAAAUCUGGCUCGUAGAUCUAUUUAUAAAGGCAAAGACAACACAAUUUGGAACCGUGCUCCUCCGAAUCCCCGCGUCCGCACAAGAAGUGAAAAUAUAGUCACAGGGACACCAGGAGUUAAACGUCAAGCAAAAAAUGCUCUUCUUGAACUGGAUUGUUUUCAUCUCUUUGUCAACGAAAGUAUACUAUCUGUUAUUCUAGAACACACCAAUCACAAGAUUCGGAGUGAGAGACAGGGUAAGAAUACUUCCAAUGAAUAUGCUUAUUCAGAGACUACUUUGACAGAACUUAGAGCUGUCAUUGGACUACUUUACUUAGCUGGACUAUUCAAAUCUGGGAGACAAAACCUACAGGAUUUAUGGGCAUCUGACGGAACGGGGAUCGAGAUAUUUCCAAUGACAAUGAGUCUGAGAAGAUUCGCGUUUAUUGUGAACUGUUUGAGAUUUGACGAUAGUGAUACGCGCGAAGAAAGAGCAGCUAUUGAUAGAUUGGCACCCAUUAGACAGAUCUAUGAAGAAUUUGUAAAAAAUUGCAAGGACGUUUACACACCAUACGAAAAUUUAACUAUUGAUGAAGAACUCGUGGCAUUUCGUGGUCGAUGCAAAUUUCGGCAGUAUCUACCUAAUAAACCAGCGAAGUAUGGGAUUAAAAUUAUAGCCCUAGUAGACGCUUAUACUUACUAUUCCUUGAAUAUGGAAAUAUAUGCAGGGGACCAGCCCGAUGGGCCGUACAAAGUGAGUAAUAAGCCACAUGAUGUUGUCGAUCGCAUUGUCCAGCCCAUUUCUCAAACAGGCCGAAAUGUAACCAUGGACAAUUGGUUUACAAGCUAUCCCACAUACGCCCACCUAUUAAAAAACCAUAAACUGACCGCAGUUGGGACUAUGAAGAGUAAUAAAACCUGUAUCCCACCAAAAUUUCGUGAACGUCGUGAAAUAAACACCUCGCUCUUCGGGUUUCAAGAUGAUUUCACUAUUGUAUCUUACAUACCGAAACGCAACAAAAAUGUUUUCAUGCUGUCAUCUCUCCAUCAUGAUAGUGAGAUAGAUUCUGAAACAGGAAAACAGCAAAAACCCUCAAUUAUAACGUUUUAUAAUAAAACCAAGAGUGGAGUAGACAAUGUGGACAAGCUAAUAAGGACAUAUGACGUAUCGCGAAAUUCAAGGAGAUGGCCGCUAACAAUUUUUUUCUGGAUUCUCAAUACAGCUGGGAUAAAUGCAAAAAUAGUACAAAUGCUGAACAGCUCCGAUAAUACUCCAACCAGAAGAGCAUUCAUAAAAAAAUUAGGCAUGUCAUUGAUUGCACCACAUCAAGCUGAAAGAAAAACAAAUUCUAAAAUUCCAGUGAGUCUCCGCAAACGAAUUGGCUCUCAUCUUGGUGAAUCAUCAGCGUCACCUGCCAAGAUACCUAAUGUUGGCGUGAAGAAACGAUGCUAUAUAUGCCCAGUGAAAAAAGAUAGGAAGUCUAAAUACAUUUGUAUAUCCUGUACUAGUCACAUUUGUUUGGAGCAUGCAAAUUUCGUAUGCGAAAAUUGUCGCCGAAAUGAAGAAGAAAAUUCAGAUAGUUCCUAA
This is a messenger RNA of Amyelois transitella, 1999 nucleotides long. Its product is annotated as piggyBac transposable element-derived protein 4-like. NCBI's taxonomy places the organism in Eukaryota, Metazoa, Arthropoda, Insecta, Lepidoptera, Pyralidae. The record is from RefSeq and is a predicted model, not a curated record. Bases 233 to 1999 code for a protein of 588 amino acids. The transcript is spliced from 2 exons.